AUGCAUAAUCGAAAUGUAGAUAAUGUAACUAAUGUUAACAACAUAAUAAAAAAACUUAUAGAUAAUACCAGAAAUAAAGCUUGUAAUACAUUAGUAGAUUUUACCAGAAAUAAAGCUCAUGCUACAUUAGUAUUAUCCAAAAAACCAACUCCUGCUAAACCUCAGCAACACAAUGCUCCUGUCAAAACCCAGGUAUACAAUGCUUAUAGUUCAGUUUCUAGUGCAUCAGCUUCGUCUUCAAAAAACACACAAAGUAUUCAAAAAUCAAUGAAUAACCAAGAUCAAUCAAUUGGCGCAAUUGAAGACAAUGAACAUUUAUUUGACGAAGAAAAUGAACACUAUUUGGUGAAAAAUAAUUAUUAUGAAGAGGCAUCAGAUUAUCAUAUAGAUUCUACUAAUAAUGUUAAUGAUUUUAACACAUUUGAGGAGUUAAUGCUCAGGAGAGCUUCACAUAAUACAAUGUCUAUAGCCGAUAAUUUGGCAAGCAAGACUUCGCAUAUGGCGUUAGUGACUUCAAAAACUAUACUAAGAUCUACAAAUAAUUCUACAAAUAAGGCAAUUUUGAGAGACAUGAUUCAUCUCAAAUGA
Cetraspora pellucida is the source of this 588-nucleotide messenger RNA. Lineage: Eukaryota; Fungi; Glomeromycota; Glomeromycetes; Diversisporales; Gigasporaceae. The record is from the annotation of a GenBank genome assembly.